UUGCCAUCCACAACCAGAGAGCUCGGAGCUUCCAGCCCCACCAACCAGUACUUGACCAUCCCACCUGUCUCGAAACCCACCACGACCUUGACGAACAUAACCCACCCCCCCGAUCCCUCUCAUCGAAGACGAAAACAAAGAAACAGAAAACAGAUCCCAACCAUGAGCGAAAGACCCUACCAGCCCCGAGGCGGUCACAGAGGAGGAAGCGGAGGAGGCAGGGGAGGUCCUCAUCGCGGCGGCAAUCGGGGCGGCGGUCGCGGGGGUCACCAGAACCAGCAGGGACAACAACACCAAGGCGGGUCCGGGGAGCAGACGGAGCGUCCCAAGAAGGAGAAUAUUCUUGACCUGAAGAAGUACAUGGACAAGAGGAUUACGGUCAAGUUCAAUGGCGGACGGGAGGUGACGGGUACGCUAAAGGGGUAUGAUGCGUUGAUGAAUUUGGUGCUGGAUGAGGUUCAGGAGGCGGUCAGAGAUGACGAAGGCAACGAAACUACGCGAUCGCUUGGUCUUGUGGUGGUACGCGGCACCCUUCUGGUUGUUAUUUCUCCCGUGGACGGCAGCGAGGUGAUAGCCAACCCGUUCUUGCAGCAGGAGGAGAUGGAGGAUUGAGAUGCAUGAUGAAGAGGGGGAAAGAAAGCGUGUGUCGUCAAUAAUGUCUCUGGCAUAGCAAUAUUGAUUGGGUCUAAGGUGCGGCAAAACAGGUUUAGAAUUCAUCUUCGACGGUCGAAAGGAACAUGGGAGGCGAGACCCGUAAGUGCUUUGACAGCGGAAAAUUGACAAGGGAGAGAUACCCAGGGAACCAAGUACUUGAUGUUGAUGCGGGUGUGACGAGGUCCCACACCAUACCAUCAGCACCAAAGGAACAGAAUCAUCUUCGAGAUGGUUGGCUAUGAAAAGCACAGCAAUACCAUUCAAUCUUCAACACCACAGCUUCG
Molecule: messenger RNA, 938 nt
Organism: Podospora bellae-mahoneyi
Lineage: Eukaryota; Fungi; Ascomycota; Sordariomycetes; Sordariales; Podosporaceae
Gene: lsm7
Product: U6 snRNP-associated protein Lsm7
Exons: 3
Coding region: 163-612 (149 amino acids)
Biological process (GO): mRNA splicing, via spliceosome; nuclear-transcribed mRNA catabolic process
Cellular component (GO): U2-type prespliceosome; Lsm1-7-Pat1 complex; catalytic step 2 spliceosome
Molecular function (GO): RNA binding
Source: RefSeq, a predicted model, not a curated record